Molecule: messenger RNA, 3622 nt
Organism: Rattus rattus (black rat)
Lineage: Eukaryota; Metazoa; Chordata; Mammalia; Rodentia; Muridae
Gene: Prelp
Product: proline and arginine rich end leucine rich repeat protein
Exons: 3
Coding region: 173-1306 (377 amino acids)
Cellular component (GO): extracellular exosome
Molecular function (GO): heparin binding; protein binding
Source: RefSeq, a predicted model, not a curated record
CAAUAGGAUCUGGUGGAAGAAAAUCAGGCAGACACAGACACGCACCAACUGGGAGUCCAGAACUUCUAGCUGGCUCUCUGCUAACCCAGCUUCACCAAAGGGUGGGGAGGAACAGAGGAGUGCUCCAGCGUCCAGAGGAGAGGCAGGUGUGUGCAGGUACAUCACCUGGAUCAUGAGGGCAUCCUUCUUCUGGUUCCUCCCACUUCUCCUCAUCUUGGCCUCAGUGGCCCAAGGCCAGCCAAGACCGAAACCUGGGAUUAGGCGUAAACCCAAGCCAAGGCCCACACCCAGCUUUCCUCAGCCCCACGAGCCAGCAGAGCCCACAGACCUGCCUCCACCUCUUCCUCCGGGCCCUCCAUCUGUCUUCCCUGACUGUCCACGGGAAUGCUACUGCCCCCCUGACUUCCCGUCAGCCCUCUACUGUGACAGCCGAAACCUUCGCAAGGUCCCAGUCAUCCCACCCCGAAUCCACUACCUUUACCUGCAGAACAACUUCAUCACCGAGCUCCCCGUAGAAUCUUUCAAAAAUGCCACAGGCCUGAGGUGGAUCAACCUGGACAACAACCGCAUUCGCAAGGUGGACCAGAGAGUGCUGGAGAAGCUCCCCGGCCUGGCAUUCCUCUACAUGGACAAGAACCAGCUGGAAGAGGUGCCAUCAGCUCUGCCCCGGAACCUGGAACAGCUGAGGCUAAGCCAGAACCUCAUCUCCAGGAUCCCGCCCGGAGUGUUCAGCAAGCUUGAGAACCUUCUGCUUCUGGAUCUGCAGCACAAUAGGCUGAGCGACGGAGUCUUCAAAGCCGACACCUUCCAGGGCCUCAAGAACCUCAUGCAACUCAAUCUGGCCCACAACAUCCUGAGAAGGAUGCCCCCCAAGGUGCCCCCGGCCAUUCACCAGCUCUACCUGGACAGCAACAAGAUCGAGACCAUCCCCAGCGGAUACUUCAAGGACUUCCCCAACCUUGCCUUCAUCCGCAUGAACUACAACAAGCUGUCCGAUCGAGGGCUCCCCAAGAACUCCUUCAACAUCUCCAACUUGCUGGUGCUCCACCUGUCCCACAACAAGAUCAGCAAUGUGCCAGCCAUCAGCAACAAGCUGGAACACCUGUACCUCAACAAUAAUAGCAUAGAGAAGAUCAAUGGGACCCAGAUUUGCCCCAGCAACCUAGUGGCCUUCCAUGACUUCUCCUCGGAUCUGGAAAACGUGCCACACCUGCGCUACCUGCGGCUGGAUGGGAAUUUCCUGAAGCCACCCAUCCCGUUGGACCUCAUGAUGUGUUUCCGCCUCCUGCAGUCUGUGGUCAUCUAGGCUGUGCCCAGAGCUGGACCUCCUCUGACAGCACUUGAAGGCUGGUGGCCCAAGCUCACUGUUUUUAUCUGUCUCCCUCUCUUGCUCCCAGCCCUGCCUUUUGUCCCUUGAUGUGGAUGGUAAAUACCACAUAACCUGCUCCAGCUCUAAAGCAAGAGUCCCCACCCAGUCCAAAGACACCCUGCCAGCCAAAACCUCUGGUCUUCUUUGGUCUCCCUUUGCUUCAGAAACAUAGGUGGAUGCCAACAGACACAUCCCCUCCACCCCCCACUCCACAAGUCUCUCCUGGGUAAGGCUGGGCCAUGGACUGACAUCUUAUUUUAGUGUUAGCCGAGUAAGAAGCAGAAACCAUUCCGGAGGUGAACCCUGGAAAGUUCCACUGAGAAUCCUUCCAUUUGGGCAACUCUGUCUCAAGAAGGCUGAUAGAUCCAGGUCUCCUAAGCCCGAGAUCCCUUCUAAAGCUGUCGCUCUGCCACUGUUCCCUGACAUCACACAGAUGUCACCCUGCUCUCUGCUGUCCCGAAUUCUUCAGAAAGGAAGUGUGGAGGAAUGAAUGACUAAGGUGGGGUAGAGGGUCAGGGUUCCCCACAAGUUCCAGCCCUUCCUCCCUUGGGGUAAACACAGAGCCCCCUUAGAUGGACCUCAGAGAGGAACAGUCAGGGAGGCACAGAGUGGUUCAAGGAACUAGACUUUAGCUAAUAGGUGGUGGCUGGGGGUGUCAGAGCCCCAAACUGGGCCUGUGUGGAUGUAGACAGGCCCUGCAAUCUCCCUCACCCAAACUUGACAAAAGGCUCUAAGCCCUGGAGGACAGUGUUCGCAAUGGAGGGCCAAGAGGCUUUGUCCCUGCUUCGUCUGCUCUCUAUCAUGGGUGAGACUCAGUCAGUCGCCCCACCCCAAAGGCAGUUCUUGAGAAACAGAGGAAGAGGUGGAGCGCCUAGAAAUCUCCCAGAAGCCUCUUCCACACUGGGGAUUAGCCUCUACCUCUAAGGCUGACUCAUCAGCGACAUCUGGUGGCUGGUGAAAGUCACAGCUGAGUCCCCUCUCUUUGCGUGAUACUGCGAUUCUCUGAUUCUAUAGGGGAACCAGCUGAGUGUCUUUCUCCUGUUGGGUCUAAAGGGAAGGGCAGAGGUUGGGGGUUCGUUCCCAUCAGGAGUGAUUGUGAGUGGGAAGGCUUUGAGAGUCUAAGGAAAGCUAGCUUGAGAAUGGCCGUGUCAGGUCUCUCUUGCUCUCGGCUUCCACAGUAGGUCCGAUGCUCCUCCAAGGCCCUCUGAGAGCAUCUGUUUCACAUCUGUGCACCCUCUUCUAGCGCACACCUAACGCAGGACAAGUGGCAUCGCCCUCCCUUUGCAGUAAUUUAUUCCCUGCAUAGAGUGUCCCUCCCCCAACGACUUCCCACUCCUCUUUCCUAGCCCAGGUGAGCAGCUUGGCAGGUUCCCAAGAACCUGGGCUUCCUGCCUUUCCCUUCCCUUCUCCUCCCUCUAGGGAAGGCUGCCUUUGCCCUGCCACAGUUCCCUGGGUGGAUGAGGAGGAGGAAUAUGUGGAGAUGAAUGUUCUGGAAGUGAGUGAAACACAGGACCCAUCCUCCUUAAGCUGGGGCAGGCUCUGGAGGCUUCACGGUGUCACACAAACCUAUUUGAAGACAUUGGAUUAGGCUGGGCCCUAUAGUCCAGAAGCUCCAUUUAUAUUCUCAGUCACCUUUCUCGUUGUUGAAAAUAGAGCCCACUUCAUACCGCCUCUUCCCUGCAGUGCAACGUCCUCAUUCUUCCUAGUUGCAGCUGGUUUCUCCAAGGCUCCUGCUUAAAGUCAAUGUAUUAUUAUGGCUGAAAGCAACCUGGUGCUACGGCCUGGACAAGCCCCCUCUGCACCCACGAUAACCUGCAACCUCUGGCCCUCUCAGGAGGCCCACGGGGAUCACAGCUCCUGUGGCCGCUAGGGAUGGGGGGUGGGCACUGAUCCUGCAAACCUGAACUAGCAUCCCACCAUUGGCAUCCCAUUAUCCAACCUGGACCAUGCCAGCUUCCUCCCCUGCUCUCUGCAUCUGUCAGCUGGAGGGACAAGAGUUAAGCUGGCUUUACAGGAAACAUACAGACAGUGCUGGUUACCGCGAGGUUUAGACACAAGUUUAUUCAAUCAGUGCCUUUAGCAUUUAUACAUGCAGGCAUGUGCGUGGGUACACACGUGCGCAUGUGCGAACUCACACCCUGUGCAUCUUAUCCAUUCUCCAGACCAUGUUAACUCUGAUCCAGCUUCCACAUUUCAACAAGCUUCACCGCAGAGGAAAUAAAGUCAUGUGGGAAACACCCAGCGUGAACCUGA